GGCCGACUUCCGAGGCCUUUCCGCAAUCGGGUCCGUGCGUUCUACGCAUGCCUCACCUCGAUUUUUUCUAAGCUCUCCCACCACCCGCUAUUAUUCACCGUUAUCAAUCGCAUCGCCAACACGCCAAAUUUACUCCCCUGCCCCCACCAUUCAUCAUGCUUCAGAGGACCAUCUUACGUGCUGCUAGGCAAGCAUCGCGCCCUAUCUCAUCACCACAGACCAGCCUUGCACCUAUAAGACAACAGCUUAGUGGCGCACGAGUCGCUCCCGCAAGCCUACGGUGGUAUUCUGAGGCACCCGCACCCAAGGAAGGAGAGGCUGCCGAGAAGAAGAAUGGAGAGAAGGCAUCAAAUGGUGAUGCGCAAUUGAAGGAGCAGCUCGAGAAGAAGGACCGUGAAAUCAUUGACCUCAAGGACAAAUAUCUUCGCUCAGUAGCCGAGUUCCGCAACCUCCAAGACCGUACAAAGCGCGAGAUCCAGGCUGCAAAGGACUUCGCCCUCCAACGAUUCGCAAAGGACCUCAUUGACUCCGUCGACAACUUGGACCGCGCCCUUGAAACCGUUCCCAAGGACAAGCUCGUUGCGGAUAACAAUGAUCUCGUCACUCUCCACGACGGUCUCAAGCUGACCGAGACCAUUUUGAUGAGCACUCUCAAGAAGCACGGUCUAGAGAGGUUCGACCCUGCUGUUGAGGGCGAGAAAUUCAACCCCAACAUCCACGAGGCUGUGUUCCAGACUCCCCAGCCGGACAAGGAAGACGGUAUCGUGUUCCACACCCAGCAGAAGGGCUUCAGGCUCAAUGGACGUGUCUUGAGGGCCGCCAAGGUCGGCGUUGUCAAGAACUCGUAGAGAGGUGUCUUGCCAUAUCCACCCCCACAAUCCUCACACGCCUGCUCACGACUCUCCCUCUCUCCUUCUUCCCCCGCGCUGGAUCUCCUCGCAUCUUUAAACAUUUUCAGCAUCUCACUGUAUGACUAUCGAUCGAAACACUAUAAUGUUGGGCAUGGCGUUCGUAACACUUCUCAGCAUGUGUGAAUAUUCCCCUCUCUGAAGAAACGUCUUGGAAAAAAAUGUCUUUCUUUCGGUUGCUCUGGGCGGCGAUACACGUUCAGACGACCCAAAAGACCUUAUGUAUACUAUAAUACCUUGUCACAAGUAGCAAUGUCACGAAAGAAGAAAAAGCGAUAUAUGGAUAGAAAAAAGAGCUUAGUUUGGAAAUCAAAUCCAUUCUUUAAAGAGAAUUAGCGAGCUAUCUGCCUGACUGCUUGCCUAGGUAGCUUCUCAUCGAAGUUGCCUCUUUUUUUUAGGAUACUUGAUAAUAAAUGACCAG
This is a messenger RNA of Aaosphaeria arxii CBS 175.79, 1329 nucleotides long. RefSeq names its product mitochondrial co-chaperone GrpE. The transcript is spliced from 2 exons. Gene Ontology annotation, cellular component: PAM complex, Tim23 associated import motor. Lineage: Eukaryota; Fungi; Ascomycota; Dothideomycetes; Pleosporales. The record is from RefSeq and is a predicted model, not a curated record. Gene Ontology annotation, biological process: protein folding; protein import into mitochondrial matrix. The coding region runs from base 156 to 848 and encodes 230 amino acids. Gene Ontology annotation, molecular function: protein-folding chaperone binding; protein homodimerization activity; adenyl-nucleotide exchange factor activity.